AUGGAUCAACAUAUUUUCCAUCAUAGUUGGAUGUACGAUAGAAAAUAUCCGGGGAAAAGGAAACUUAAGGCGGCUUUUGUGGAUGGAGUUCCUGAUUUUGUUGCUUACGCCAUGGCGCAAGAUGCCUUUCAAUUGGAGGGAGGGAUAAGAUGUCCGUGUGUUAAAUGUACGUGUAGGUUGAUUCGGAGCCCAAAAGAUGUUCUAAACCAUUUAAAGGACCUUGGUUUUAUGGAGAAUUAUUAUGUGUGGAUUUAUCACGGUGAACAAGAGCCGACAAAUAAUACUGAGUCUGAUGUUAAUAUGCACGCUUCAAGCAGUGAGGCGCGUAUGGAGUGUGAAAACUUUGGCGUGAUGGAAGAUAUGGUCGGUGAUGCUCUUGGGGUGAACCUGUCUUACAACGAGGGUGGUGAAGAGGAAACAAUCCCGAAUGAAAAAGCGUUGACGUUUUACAAGAUGAUGCAAGAAGUAAACAAGCCGUUGUUUGAAGGGUCGUCUGAUUCUAAGUUAUCCAUGAGUGUGAGGCUUUUAGCUGCCGCGUCAGAUUGGAGUGUAGCCGAAGAAGGCUCAGAGUGUUAUACAGAUAUCAUGAGGGACGCAACUCCUGUAAAGGACAAUUUGCCCUUGAGUUUUUAUGAGGGUCAAAAGUUGGUGGAGAAGUUGGGAUUGGAAGUUAAAACUAUUGAUUGUUGCGUUAAUGGGUGCAUGUUUUAUGACAACGAAUUUGGUAAAAAUGAUGGGGCGUUGGUGGCGUGUAAAUUUUGCAAUGCACCGAGGUAUGAAGUAUGUGAUGAUGUCGGUUCUCAGAAGAAGAAACGAGUCUCAAUCAAGUCAAUGUUUUAUCUGCCAAUAAUACCAAGAUUGCAGAGAUUGUUUGCAUUAACUCACACUGCCAAUAAAAUGACAUGGCAUUAUUACAAUAAAACUAAUUCAGGUGUGGUGCGACAUCCUUGUGACGGGGUGGCAUGGAAGCACUUUGAUCAAGUACAUCGUGAUUUUGCAGAAGAUCCACGUAAUGUGAGGCUUGGAUUAUGCUCUGAUGGAUUUAUUCCAUAUAUCCAUGCAUCAGCAACGCGACCUACGAGCCCCUUAGAUGGUAUAGAUGUGUAUCUACAACCCUUAAUUGAUGAUUUGAAUAGAUUGUGGAACGGUGUAUUGACAUAUGAUAUUGCAAGGAAGAAAAAUUUUAGAAUGAGGGCAGCUCUGAUGUGGACUAUUAACGACUUUCCUGCAUAUGGAAUGUUGUCUGGAUGGUCAACUCAUGGAAGAUUGGUAGCUUAUCGCACGGAAGCAGGAGAGUUUUUGGAGGAGAAUCUUGAGAUUCCAUCAUAUCCAGAAAUUCCCUUCCCAUUAAACUUCAAUUAUGGGCAAAGGCUGUAG
This is a messenger RNA of Medicago truncatula (barrel medic), 1377 nucleotides long. RefSeq lists its product as uncharacterized. Bases 1 to 1377 code for a protein of 458 amino acids. Lineage: Eukaryota; Viridiplantae; Streptophyta; Magnoliopsida; Fabales; Fabaceae. The record is from RefSeq and is a predicted model, not a curated record. The transcript has 3 exons.